Messenger RNA from Melanotaenia boesemani (Boeseman's rainbowfish), 1140 nucleotides. It is a transcript of the gene pcsk1nl, whose product is annotated as proprotein convertase subtilisin/kexin type 1 inhibitor, like. The record is from RefSeq and is a predicted model, not a curated record. NCBI's taxonomy places the organism in Eukaryota, Metazoa, Chordata, Actinopteri, Atheriniformes, Melanotaeniidae. Gene Ontology annotation, biological process: negative regulation of endopeptidase activity. Gene Ontology annotation, molecular function: endopeptidase inhibitor activity. The transcript has 5 exons. The coding region runs from base 61 to 1077 and encodes 338 amino acids.
UCCCCUCCCCCUUCUGUCAGGGAGCGUCUGCAUCAGUGUGUUUGUACGUCUGCCUGCAGCAUGGCGUCUCUCGGCCUCCUGCUGCUCAGCGCCGCUCUGAUCCACACCGCCCAGUCUCUUCCUGCAGGUCGUGAUGGGGGGCGUGGCCUCGACAGCGCAGUCAGACGCCAGCGCAGACACCUUCGUGACCUCCUGCCUUACGGAGACCAGAUGAUGUCAUAUCCUUCCUUUAAGGCAGGAAGUGGGGCUAAUGAUGUCUACUACCAACCAGAGGACUGGAGGGGGAGGGGCUUGGACCAGGCGCUGCAACGAUUGGUGGAGAGAGAACAGAGAAGGGAGAACGAGGAGGAGGAGCGAGCAGCCUACCUGUCAGCUCUGCUCCGCCUCCUGAGUGAGGCAGAGAGCGUGGGAUUGGUCGGUCCGGGUGAUGUGGAGGUGGUGGAGGAAGUGGAGGAAGAAGAUGAAGAGAAUGAUCAGGGGCCUCCAGGGGACUUCCAGGACUAUGAUGAGACGGGGCAGAGGAUGAGCAUGGGGAGGCCCCCAGCUGCCUGGUGGAGCCUGGUGGGGCCUCAGCAGACUCAGGUGCUGCUGGACAGGAUGGAGCCCCAGCUGGUAAAGAGUCUGCUGCAGAGAGCCGGACAGACAGGAAGGGUCUCAUCAGGACUGAACCGAGACCAGGACACACUCAGGCGGCUGGUUGCUAGGAUACUGUCCAGCAUCGGUCCUGACGACGUCCCAGUGAUGAGGUUGGCAAAAAGGGGCCUGUCAUUCAAAACAGCUGGACCUGUUAGCUCCGCCCACAGGAGAACCCGCCGGUCCCUUGAUGACAUGGCUCCUCCAUUGCCUAGCAACAGCCCUCCUCUCCUCAGGGUAAAGAGGCUUGAGGAUGAAGAGGAGGAAGAACAGGAGGUGCUGCACACUCAUGUCGGCAGGCUACAGAGGAUGAAACGCAUCGACACCAUGGCAACAGCUGAUAUGGAGGAACUGAAUCGUGAGAAUCAAAAGCGCCGCAGGAGAGCCGCCAUGAACUACGACCCCCAGAUCCUGAUCAGUCAGAUUCUGGAGUACGUGGAAUGAGAGGAAGAGGAGCAGGAGGAAACAUGAGGAAGAGGGGGGGAAGGCUCACGUGAGGAGGAGGGG